CACGAAUUGCGUUGUGGUUUUUCUUCGGUGUGCAAGCAAAGCGGGAAAAGCACAGCAGGACAGGGAAAGAGAGAAAAUCUAGGGCACGCUUCACUUCCCCGAGAAAAAUCUAGGGUUAUUGGAUUGUUGUGUAAAGAGGAGCUGUAUAGUUAAUCAGAUAAGAUGUCAGGGAGGAAAGAAACAGUAUUGGAUUUGGCUAAGUUCGUGGACAAGGGUGUUCAAGUCAAGCUCACUGGUGGUAGACAAGUGACAGGGACUUUGAAGGGAUAUGACCAAUUACUAAACCUUGUCCUGGAUGAGGCAGUAGAAUUUCUAAGAGAUGCUGAUGAUCCGCUAAAGACCACUGAUCAGACAAGGCGCCUUGGCCUAAUUGUUUGCAGGGGAACUGCUGUGAUGCUGGUGUCUCCAACUGAUGGUACAGAUGAGAUUGCCAACCCUUUUGUCCAGCCAGAUGGAGCCUAGUUAUAUCUUUGUUUAUAUUCAAAGCCGCUAACUUUGAAACUGUAUGCGCUUUUGGCCUGUCUCUCAUUUUAUUUUUUGAGAAUUGCCUCGUUACUAAGGAGGUAGCUGGUGAUGAGCUACUAUUUAGUCUACUCAUGUGCUCAUGAAUUUUUAUCUUCAGUGAACUCAAAUGGUAAGAUUGUUAUCUCACCCUAUUACCUAGUUGCCAGAGUUGUCUAAGAUACCAUAUAUUGCACGCAAUAUAGUUGUGCUUGCUAAGUUAUCCUCCUUCAAAAUAUAUGAAUUAAGUGUUAUUGAAA
Molecule: messenger RNA, 761 nt
Organism: Populus nigra (black poplar)
Lineage: Eukaryota; Viridiplantae; Streptophyta; Magnoliopsida; Malpighiales; Salicaceae
Product: sm-like protein LSM7
Exons: 6
Coding region: 163-462 (99 amino acids)
Biological process (GO): mRNA splicing, via spliceosome; nuclear-transcribed mRNA catabolic process
Cellular component (GO): U2-type prespliceosome; U6 snRNP; Lsm1-7-Pat1 complex
Molecular function (GO): RNA binding
Source: RefSeq, a predicted model, not a curated record